Molecule: messenger RNA, 2040 nt
Organism: Adineta steineri
Lineage: Eukaryota; Metazoa; Rotifera; Eurotatoria; Adinetida; Adinetidae
Source: the annotation of a GenBank genome assembly
AUGCGAUCGUUAACUUCAGUUUAUCUUUCGCUAUUGUGUACUUGGUUUAUUAUGUCGGUUAAUAGUACAUCUCAUUUUGAUCCGAAUGAUCUUGAUUGGUCUAUUCGCCCUACAGAUGAUUUUUUUACAUUUACUAAUGGUCGUUGGAUGAAUCGAACAGUUAUUCCACCAUCUCAAAUACAAUGGGGGAGUAUUUAUACAAUGACAUAUGAAACUUUACAUAAAUUAAAAGGUAUCUUAGAUGGUUUAACAAAUAAUGGAACAUCAGAAGCACCACAUCCAGUUGAUUCAUUACAACGUAAACUUGCUGAUUUAUAUUUAUCUGGUCUUGAUGAACAAGCUAUUGAACAACUUAAUAUUGAACCUUUAAAAGAAAUAUUAAUUCAACUUGAAAAUGUAAAUACAUAUCAAGAAUUAAUUCUAUUUGUUCUUAAUUGGUAUAAGAAAACGAAUAUUGGUCUAAUAUUUGAAUUUGAUGUUUUUGCUGAUGAUCGAAAUACAUUAGUUAAUAUCGCCAGUUGGAAACAAAAAGGUCUUGUACUUCCUGAACGUGAUUAUUAUUUUCGUAAUGAUGUUAGAUCAAAAGAUAUUCGUGUUAAUUAUAUAAAUUAUAUUGAUCGUCUUCUUAAUUUAACAAAUCAUAUUGUAAAUAAAACAACGAAUUCAAUGGAUGCCGAAGAUGUUUUAACACUUGAAGCACAAUUAGCUGUUUCACAUCGUUCACCUGCUGAAUUACGUGAUCCAGAAAAAAAUUAUGCAAAAUAUACAGUUGAUGAACUUGAUCGUAUGAUGCCAAAUCUUGGUUGGCAUCGUAUAUUUAAUGUAUUAGAAAUAGUAAAUCAAACUGUUGUUGUAUCACAAUUAGAUUAUUAUCAAUCAUUAGAAAAAUUAAUUGUUAGUCAAUCAUUGAAUACAUGGAAAAAUAAGAUUCGUUUUACAAUUUUACAUAAAAUGGCAAAUUAUUUAAAUAAAGAUUUUGUUAAAGCUCGAUUUUAUAUGUUUGAUCAUAUUAUUUAUGGUAGAUUAGAAGAUAAACCAAAAUGGAUGAAAAUUAUUGAAAAUAUCAAUGACUAUAUUGGAGAAUCAUUAGGACAGCUAUAUGUUGAAAUGUAUUUUUCUAGUUCAGCUAAACAACGUACAUUAAAACUAGUUCAUCAUAUAAUUGAGGUUUAUCGUGAACGUCUUAUGCGUAAUGAAUGGAUGAGUGAUAAAACAAAAGAAAAAGCAAUAAAAAAAUUAGAUAAAGUAACUACACAAAUAGGUUAUCCAUCUGAAUGGAAAACUUAUGAUACUAUUCAUAUGAAUCGACGAUCUUAUUUUGAUUCAAUAUCGAGUAUAUUUGAAUAUACAUAUAGAAAAAAAAUUAAUGAUUUACAUAAACCAGUUGAUAGAAAUGAAUGGAUAUUUUUCUCACCACAAACAGUCAAUGCAUAUAAUUCUGAAUUAUUUAAUUCCAUUAAUUUUCCAGCUGCUAUUCUUCAAGAUCCAGUUUUUAUAUUUGAUGCCGAUGAUGCAAUCAAUUAUGGCGCAAUGGGUGCUGUCGUUGGUCAUGAAUUAACACAUUCAUUUGAUGAUAAAGGUAGAAAAUACGAUGAAAAUGGUAAUCUUUUUUCAUGGUGGGCACCAGAAGAUAUCAAUGAAUUUAAUUCUCGUACAAAACUUAUUAUUGAUCAAUAUAGUAGCUUUAAUGUUUCUGGUACAUCUGUUAAUGGACUUUUAAGUUUAGGAGAAAAUCUUGCUGAUCUUGGUGGUCUUGAAGUAGCAUACGAAGCAUUUCUACAAACUGAUCAAGCUAAAGCUGGAAUACCAAUUGAUGGUUUGACACCAAAUCAACGAUUUUUCUUAUCUUAUGCACGUCUAUCAAGAAUAAAAAGAACCGAAGCAUCAACUUUUACUUUACUUAAAACAGAUGAACAUCCACCAGCUAUAUUACGUGUCAAUGCACCAUUAUCAAAUAUGAAGGGAUUUUAUGAAACUUUUAAUGUAUCGAAAACAGAUGAAAUGUAUCGAGAACCUUCUAAACGUGUUCUUAUUUGGUGA